Molecule: messenger RNA, 1656 nt
Organism: Psilocybe cubensis
Lineage: Eukaryota; Fungi; Basidiomycota; Agaricomycetes; Agaricales; Agrocybaceae
Exons: 9
Coding region: 1-1656 (551 amino acids)
Biological process (GO): xenobiotic detoxification by transmembrane export across the plasma membrane
Molecular function (GO): fluconazole transmembrane transporter activity
Source: RefSeq, a predicted model, not a curated record
AUGUCGGACAUCUUCAGAGACUCAACCGUUGGGGCUCUCAUCAACUACGCCACCAAUGGACGGCUGUUCCCAUUCCCUGACCAGCGUCCAGAGUGGCAACUUCCAGCCAAUCUUCGACCCAAAUCGCACAGUCGUGACUCUGACGUGAAAAACAGGGACAAAGUUGCUGUCGAAUCUGCUGGUUCGAAUACUCCGACCUCGAGAAAUUCUGGGGAGCUUGAGAAGGGGCCUGCUCCAACCGAACCUGUUUCCGACAAGCCUGUUGUUGGAUGGUACGAUGAAAAUGACCAGGAAAAUCCAAUGAACUGGUCAUUGUUCAAGCGUUGCGCUGUUGUCGCCAUGACUUGUCUUUUGACUACCAGUAUAUAUCUGGGUUCCGCCAUCUACACCGCAUCCAUCCCCGACAUCAUGGAGGUUUUCAACUGCAGUCAGACAACCGCAACGGCUGGAUUGUCAUUAUACGUCAUUGCCUACGGUAUUGGGCCCAUGUUCCUUAGUCCCAUUUCCGAGAUUCCUUCCGUCGGCAGAAGGGAAAUUUACAUCGUCACCCUGAUCAUCUACACCGCUCUCCAAGUCCCCACACUCUACGCCAACAACAUUCACACUUUGCUCGCCAUGCGUUUCUUCGCUGGAUUCUUCGGCUCCCCCGCACUUGCCAGUGGAGGUGCUACUAUCCAGGACAUGUUCCACUUCAUCAAACUUCCCAAUGCCAUGAUACUUUGGAGUGUUACUGCGCUUUGCGGACCUCUUGUUGGACCGAUCAUGGGUGGAUACGCUGCUGCUGUAAAGGGAUGGAAGUGGCCACUUUACGAGCUUCUGUGGCUAGUUGGCUUCACUCUCAUUCUCCUUAUCUUCUGGUACCCUGAGACCAAUGCCGAGACCAUUCUCCUUCGCCGUGCCAGGCGCAUCAGGGCACGAACUGGAAACCAGGAACUCUACAGCGAGGGUGAAGUCAGGCAGUCCCACCUGAAGAGCUCCCAAGUCCUGUACGAGUCUCUUCUCAGGCCAUUCCAGCUCAUGACCGAGCCUGUCGUUCUGUACCUGAACCUCUAUAUCUCACUCGGAUACGCUAUCUUCUACUUGUGGUUCGAGGCCUUCCCGGUUGUCUACAUUGACAUAUACCACUUCAGCCUUGGUGCAUCUGCUCUUCCUUUCCUCGGGCUUCUCGUCACGGCUAUCCUCACUGGUAUUUGCUAUUUGAUCUACAACAAGAAGGUCAUCGAAGCUACUUUCCUUCGCACUGGUGCAAUUAUCCCUGAGUCCCGUCUCACAAUUGCUCUCUUUGCGGCGCCUUUCGGUCCCGUCGCGCUGUUCAUCUUCGGAUGGACUGCUCGUGAAAGUAUUCACUGGAUGGCUCCUACAAUCGGUGCCGCCCUCUUCUUGCCUGGUCUUCUUCUCAUUUUCCAGGGUGCUGUCGUGUACCUCCCUAUGUCAUAUCCUCGAUAUGCGGCGUCUAUCCUGGCAGGCAAUGGCUUGUUCAGGGCUGUCCUUGGUGGAGCGUUCCCCCUCUUUGGACGGGAACUUUACACCUCACUCGGUGUUGGCGGCGGUUGCUCGCUUCUCGCAGGCAUCACCAUCGCAUUCUGGCCUGGUCUGUGGUACCUAUGGAGGUACGGCGCUGAGAUCAGAGCCAAAUCGAAAUACGCCAACUUCUAG